UAUCAUCACGGGAAUGGGGGUGAAUAAGUACAGUCAUUAAACAUUUAAUUUUAGCUGCACCAGUUCACCAUAUAUAUUUUAUUCACCUUUCUUGACCACGAAAGCUUGUUGGAUUUUUGCGACGGUUCAGAAGAGCAUAUUUGCUGGGCGUUUAUAUUUACUUAUUAAACUGUUACAAUGCCUACAGGGAUAUCUGACCUACCAGAUGAACUUCUUGUGAUAAUAUUUUCCUUUCUGUCAUUUUAUGACAUCGUAAAGAACGUUAAAGCUGUGUGUACUCACUGGCGAGAUUUGGGUGACCGGAAAUGUUUUUGGAAUACACGUGGACUUUUGAAAUGGGUGAAAGAGGCCAAAGACGAACAAGGAUACAUACAGCGUGUCCGCGUGAUAGCAAGACACAUUAAUGAAUUGAAGUACUCAGAUAUAAACGGAGAGGAACCUGAUGAAUAUCUUGCCUCAAACAUUGAAAAGUUUUAUUUGAAAAGGUUCUGUGACCCAUCGCCAUUUCAGUCGAAGCAUAUCAUGGAUAUGUAUGAAGAAUAUAACGGACCUCUCUUAUUUCUCAGAGAAGACAUUCUCUGUCCGAAUUUGAAAGCGAUUUAUACUGUUGAUACAAAUUUAUCUCCGACCUGUUUCCGUAAACUGCUUGAAAAAUAUCCACAUGUAACAAUUAUUUUCUGGGCUAGGAGCCUUUUCUCAGAACUCUGUUCUUAUUUGCCUCCAAUACGACCUUUACCGAAGCUGGUAAAACUAACAGUCGUCGAAGAUCAGAAUACGGAUGACUUUCCAAGGUUUGAAGAUUCCAAUAUUGUUUGGAACCGACAAAACAGGGAUGUUGAAUUGCAGGAUUUGGUGAGCGAACAUCCCGAGUUAGAAAGUUUAAACGCUUCUGUGCGGAGAACAAGUGGGCGCACAAUUAAUACAAUAUUUGAGAAGUGUCAAAACUUACGGAUCUUAAAAAUAAGUGCUUGUAAAACGCACGGAACAGACGAAUUAGAUCUCAAAUCGUCAUUGCCGAUGCUUGAAGAAUUGUCUUUAGAUAGUUUUGACAGGGAUACAAAUGAAAUGAAAAACUUAUUUGUCGCAGCAUGUUCAAGCAAGAAGUUAAAAAAGCUUACUCUUUUGGAUUGUGAGAACAUCACAGAGGAGAUUUACGAGUACAUAGGCAAAAAUUGCCCUCUUUUGAACAAGUUUGCCGCAGCUGAGCGAAAAUUUGAUGAUAGAGAUCUGACCUUCAUUUUGGACCAUUGGGAAAAUACUUUCCUAAACAACAAAGCUCUGGAAUAUUUGUCCAUUUGUAGAAACCUCCAAGAACUAAGCAUACGUUACUCGGAUGAAUCAGCAGUUACCGACGAAGGAAUUAUUGCUCUUUCACGGGGAUGUGUUCAACUGAAGAAGGUUGAUUUUGAGGGAUGUUUAGGAAUCACAGACUAUGGAAUCAUGGAACUGUCUCGGCAUUGCCACGGGCUUUGCUUUGUCAAUCUUUGUCACUGUCGUCAUGUUACAGGAUUUGGAUUUAGUUGUUUGGUUAUGAAUUGUUUAAGAAUUCAGGAAGUUCAGAUGUACAGUUGUCCAUUUGUUGAGAAAGUUGUUCUUUGUAAUAGUCAACGUUUUCCGGAAAUUCCAAUCUCUACUCUGCAUCAAAAUAUUGCAGCAGAGGACAAUAAAUGUGAUUGUUAUGAAGCCUUCAGAUCUGGGAAAACAUACAGCGAAUCAAAGUGCUGUCCUAGAGUUAUUCAAGGUCAAAACGAAAUCAAAAUUAUGUACGGGUUAACAGAUGAAAUGGUCAAGCAAAAGAGUCAAAGAAAUGGAAAUUUAGAAAAUCAAACCACAUCGCAAUCAAACAUUCUAGAUGACUGCAAUGUAUUGAAAGCCUGCAAAACAAUUGAUCUAUUGCAAAUUCCAUUCGACCAUUCCUGGAUACAAAAUCUAGAUUUGUCCGCAUGUAAGAGAAUUUGUGAUUCUGAUAUUUUAAAGCUUUGCAAAUAUUGUCCAGAAAUAAGAAACCUCAAUCUAACAGACAACAACAAAUUAUCUGAUACGAGCAUCAUUGCUCUGGCCAGACACCUAACAUUGCUGAAGGAAUUGGACUUGGAAGGUAUCACAAAGUUGACGAACGCUUCCUUGGCUUGUCUGGUGGAAAGGAGUUUGGAGUUUCUCUCAUUAUCUGCUUGUCCAAAAAUGUCAAUCAUAGCUUUAAAACAAUUUCUUGUGUCUAGCAAAAACUUGCAAAAAGUGAAGCUCCUUCUCAAAAAGGAUGAUCUUUCCGUGGAGCUGAGGCGAGAUACAAUUAGAACUAUGCUUUCCGAAGAAGACUGUGGAUUUGUCAUGGAUCCUGAUGAAUUUUCUUAUUAUGCUACACUUGAAUCUAAAAACAGCAAAUAUGACUAACAUUAAAUGAGACAUGAAAUCUUUGAUAUCGAUUUUACAAAUCAUGAAAUUAAAAAAGACUGAAGAUCUUCAUUCAAAUUCCUCUCUUAAAAAUCAUUGUUACCCUGGUGAAUGGUAAUAAAUUCAGACAACUUAAAGUAGUGAUCGCAAUUUAUCCUUGGAUCAUGAAUUGUUAUAACGUUGUUACGUACUUCUAUAAUUUUCAGAUCCUUGUAUGGGGAUAUUUAAUUGGAUAGCUAUAUAUUUGCUUCAACCAGUUAGGCAUUGGUUUCAUGUACUCUUAAAAAUCCUUGUCUUUAUGUUUGGCAAUCGUUCACUUUUAAAAAAAGUAUUUCCAUCCUUCUGUGACGUCAUAGGUUUUUGUAAAAAAUUUCAAAUAAGAUUAAACUUCUUGCAUUUUGGAAAUCUAUAUUUUGUAAAGGUACU
Molecule: messenger RNA, 2817 nt
Organism: Saccostrea cuccullata (small rock oyster)
Lineage: Eukaryota; Metazoa; Mollusca; Bivalvia; Ostreida; Ostreidae
Exons: 2
Coding region: 178-2391 (737 amino acids)
Biological process (GO): SCF-dependent proteasomal ubiquitin-dependent protein catabolic process
Cellular component (GO): SCF ubiquitin ligase complex
Molecular function (GO): protein binding
Source: RefSeq, a predicted model, not a curated record